Lucilia cuprina (Australian sheep blowfly) is the source of this 1411-nucleotide messenger RNA. RefSeq names its product histone deacetylase complex subunit SAP30 homolog (gene Sap30). Bases 389 to 913 code for a protein of 174 amino acids. Gene Ontology annotation, molecular function: transcription coregulator activity; protein binding. Lineage: Eukaryota; Metazoa; Arthropoda; Insecta; Diptera; Calliphoridae. Gene Ontology annotation, biological process: regulation of DNA-templated transcription. Gene Ontology annotation, cellular component: histone deacetylase complex. The transcript is spliced from 2 exons. The record is from RefSeq and is a predicted model, not a curated record.
UGAAGAACUUUUAACAAAAGAAAAAGAAAAUUUUUACAAAAUUUCUAAAUUUUCCUUGACAUAUUAUUCAACUAAGAAAUAAAACAUAAAUAUACAGCCGGUGUGCUAAAUUAAUAUGAGAAAAAAAUUUAAGAAGUUUUCAAUAAAAAAGCUGCUAUAAACAAUAUUUAUUGGCCAAAAAGGCAAAAAAAAACUUGUAGAUGUAAAAGAAAAACGUAAUUAGAAUCAAAAGCCAUUUUUGGAAAAUAUUGUCAGUGAUAAAAGAGGAAUAAAAACUGUAUACUUUUUUUUGGUGCUGAAGUGGAAUAGAAACUUUAAUACUUUUCAAAGGUUCUGUAAUUAAAUGUCAAAAAACGAAAGCUAAUUGUGUUGAAAAUAGAAAACGACCAUGAACAACGGCUUCAGUACGGGUGAGGAAGACUCAAGGGGAGGGCAUACAGAUCAAACAUGUUGUCUAAUUGACGAAAAUGAAAGAUGCAAUAGACCAGCUGGUAAUGCCAGCUACAGUAAGCGUAUACAGAAAACGGUGAAGGACAAACGUUUAAAAUUAAGCAGCGAUCCCACUUCACAACACAUUUACAUCUGCGAUUAUCACAAAGAACGCAUACAGUCGGCACGUUCGAAGCGGCGGCGCAAGGAAUCCGAAGAUGAUAGUAAUGAUACCGAUAUUGACCUGCCCGAGGUGCCCGAUUUGUAUCAACUGCAAGUAAAUACGCUGAGACGCUAUAAACGCCAUUAUAAAUUGCAAACGCGACCCGGCAUGAAAAGAGCCCAACUUGCUGACACCAUAAUGAAACAUUUCAAAACGAUACCCAUUAAGGAAAAGGAAAUUAUCACCUAUUUCGUUUAUAUGGUUAAAUCGAAUUCCAAUAAAUUGGAUCUUAAAAAUGGCAUGAGUAAUGACACAACUUAAAUUGUAUGAUUUUAUCAGCAACUACAGUUGAUGAACCUAGUGAAUAUAAUAUAUUACCUACUAUACAUAUUAUUUUUUAAUUAAUCAUACGGUAAAUUUUUAAAUAAAAUCUUUAAAUUUAAGCAAUUGUUAUGUUUAAGUCACUCAAUCAUUUCUGUGUAAUAUUUUAUAUAUUUAAAAAAAAAGAAAAUGUUUUUUUUUUAUUUUUUACCUAAACUCUUAUAACUAAGCUAACAACUCUACGGCUUUUAAAAGAAAAUUUACAGCUGUAAAUUAAAGUAAAUGUAAUCAUGUUUUCAUAAUUAGCUUUCGGUAUUUUAAGUUUUAUCUAGUUAAUACUUUUUUGUUGUUGUUUCAAACCCUCUAGCAAUAUAUGCAGUGGUAAAUGCAAUUUUGUAUAGAAAAAUAACAUUUUGAAAAGAAUAAAAAGGUAUUAUACAUAAAGAAAAAUAAAAGCGAGCAAAAUAAUUGAGGCAAUAAACAUGUUCAAAUAAAUAA